AUGCUGUUUUUCCAAUUAUUUUAUCUCGCGACUUCCGUCUCAGCGGCUACUACUUUCGCAGGCGUCAACAUCGCAGGUUUCGAUUUUGGCGUCGACACCACGGGAACAGCUCAAUUAAAGGGAGUCGAUCCCCCUUUGAAGCAGUUCGGAGGGGUUGAUGGAGCUGGUCAGAUGCAGCAUUUUGUGAAAACCGAUGGGUUUAAUCUGUUUCGACUACCGGUCAGCUGGCAAUUCCUGAUCAACAACAACAACACAGUGAGCGAUGAAUCAUCAAACAGAACCUGUGGUUGCAAUAGUAAACCCGGAAACACGCUCGACGCGACCAACUUUCAAAAAUAUGAUGCGCUCGUCCAGGAAUGUCUUGCGACGGGAGCGCAUUGCAUUAUCGAUAUCCACAACUAUGCGAGAUUCAACGGGUUGAUAAUCGGCCAAGGAGGCCCUACGAAUUCGCAAUUCGCAUCUCUGUGGUCACAGAUAGCUACCAAGUACGCCAACCAAAGCUCCAUCAUCUUCGGCAUCAUGAACGAGCCGCAUUCCAUUCCCAAUCUCAACACAUGGCGCUCCACGGUCCAAAGCGCCGUAACCGCGAUCCGGUUCUCCGGCGCCACAUCCCAGACCAUCCUCCUCCCCGGGACGGGAUUCAGCUCGGCGCAGAGCAUCAUGAAUGGCUCUCUGCACUCCGUGACGAAUCCCGACGGGUCGACGACGAAUCUGGUUUUUGACGUGCAUCAGUAUUUGGAUAAGGGGGGAGCGGGUCAGGGGAGCGAAUGCGUGAGUAGCCAUGUAGAGGAGACGUGGAUACCGCUUGCUGCCUUUUUGAGAGAGAAUAAGAGGAUGGCGAUAGUGAGUGAGACUGGAGGGGGGGAUACAGAAUCCUGCUAUAUCAAUCUCUGCGCCGAACUCGCAUUCCUCAACGCGAACAAAGACGUGUUUCUAGGAUAUGCGGGAUGGUCCGCGGGGAGUUUCUCGACGGAAUAUAGUCUGGCGGAGACGCCGGUCGUGAAUGGUGAUGGAGAGAGGAGUUUUAGUGAUAGGCAGAUUGUGAAAAGAUGUGUGGCUGGGACGCGCGGGAAGCGGAAGGGGAGUGUAAGCCGGAGGAAUAGGAGGGUGUUGAGGGAGAUGAUGAGAGGAAGUAGUGUUUGA
Amorphotheca resinae ATCC 22711 is the source of this 1143-nucleotide messenger RNA. RefSeq names its product glycoside hydrolase family 5 protein. Gene Ontology annotation, molecular function: hydrolase activity, hydrolyzing O-glycosyl compounds. The transcript is spliced from 6 exons. Lineage: Eukaryota; Fungi; Ascomycota; Leotiomycetes; Helotiales; Amorphothecaceae. Gene Ontology annotation, biological process: glucan catabolic process. The record is from RefSeq and is a predicted model, not a curated record. The coding region runs from base 1 to 1143 and encodes 380 amino acids.